GGAGGUGGUCGUCUCGCGAGUUAAGAGCCGAGUAACUACCAAUCGGAUGGCGCGCGCAGUCUGAGUUGCGUGUGUUGUGACAGGGGAGAAUUCCUGGAGCAGUAAUCAGGGCACGUGGCUUUGAUGAAGAGGGUUAAACUGCAUCUCAUGGUGCAUGGGAAACUUAUUCAAAAAUUGUCGUUUAUCUGGUGAAAAAAAUAUAUUCCCAGCUUCUGCUUGUAGUACAUGGAGGUGAAUUAUUAUGAAUUGACGGAUUAUUUUGAUUCAUUUUGGAUUAAUUACUAAGAAAUGAAGAUUUUGAACUGGGACACUUGUUUCAGUGUCGUGGUUUUUAUAUUGUGGACAAUUUUCAGUAGAGCUUUCGGUUCCCGUCUUGGAGUCUCGGGCAGGUACCCGGUCCCCAGGUUUGCCUACUCUGAGACCAAUGUGACGGUGAAUGCCGGGGACACCGCCAGCCUAGUGUGUAAGGUGGAAAAUCUCGGGACAAGAAAAGUCAUUUGGAGAAAGCCACCUGAUGUAUCGCCUUUAACGAUUGGUCAAUAUAUUUUUGUUAACGAUGUAGCCAUGUCUGUGGAACAUGCGCGAGAAUCGGAGGACUGGAAACUGAUCAUUUCCGAUGCACAUUCCAGACACAGUGGAGAGUACGAAUGUCAAGUGCCCACUGCCGAUAAACAGAUGCGGAAACAUUUCUACCUCACUGUAAUAGAAAAACAACAUGUUCCUCGACAAAAAUCAAACUCUAAAGAAGUGAUCCACAUUUCUGACAGACAACAUGUAAAUACUGACGAACCAUUUGAAAUUUAUUGUAAUGUCACUGGAGUAGACUUUGUUCCUGAAAAUAUUGACUGGUUCAAAAAUGGUGAAAAACUUCAGAGUAAUGUUGAAAGGGGUGUUACUAUUAAAUUUUCUGUGACAAUGGAAACAAAAACUAUAAAGAGUACUUUUCGUGUCGAGCAUGCGCGGAUGAGUGAUGCUGGGACUUACACAUGUCGGACAUCCAACAGUCUGGUGGAGUCAACAUCAGUUGUUGUGUUGUAUGCCACUAGCAAGAACAGCAAAAGAGUAAUUAUCUCGGAACGGAACUUAAAAUCUGAGAAUCGCGGAGAAAACCCAGCAUCUAAUAACCAGCAGCCGAUGUCUUCGACCAAUCAUCUACAGUCAUCGUUCCUAUGUCAUCUGUAUUUGUCACUUGUUAUUGUACUGUUUUUCAUGGUGUAAAGAGCUCGUUGUUUAUCGAUUUUUUUGCGAAUUUCUGAGAUGGUCAGUGAUCUCUGUCCAGAUUGGUUUUUCUGGGCGUGGCUUACACAAGUGGAGCUUAGCAGCCUCCACAAUUUGUGUAAUUCAGUUAAGUGCAUAUAUAUACGUUUGUUCAACUCUUUUUCGUGCUGUCCAUAAUAUUUACCUCAUUUCUAGACGCUACUAAAUACACUCAACAGUCUGGUCUCAGUAUACAGAUACAUUUAUCACUGAGUACUUUUCUUUUUAUGUCGUAAGUAGAAAACUAAGUGUGUUCGAAAAGAUGAGUGAUGGCGCCGAAAUAUUUGCACUCGGAGGAUGGUACUGACAUAGGGAGACUUGAGACUUGUAUUUAUUAUUAACAGCUGAUGGAACUGACAAUGACAGUGUUAUGGUCUUUGGUGUCAAAUCGAUUACCAAGAUUCAUUUUACGACUUUUCACAAUUUUAUGUUUUAAUUAACUGGUUUUGUUAUCAUAAUAUUUUAUGCACGAGUCAUUCAGUUUAUUAGCAUUCAUCUCGAUUGUAUUAUUGGUCUUUACGUGUUUGUAGAGGCAUCAAAUGUUAUUUUAGGACUGCUUAAUUAUCUUCAGAUCGUAUUCCAUCCUGCCCAUUCCACCUUAUCAAACUUUUUUCAUGUUGUUUUCCUUUUUAUUUUCACCAUAUUUUGACUGAAUAUUGAAUCGAUAUUUAGUCUUAGGUGACAUCUUAUUGAAAGACUGUUAUUUUGGACAGAAUAUGAAAUAAAAUAUUAUGUGUAUUGGUAGUUUUACCAAAAUGUGCUUCAUUUGAAAAUGACUGUAGCGAUAUACUUAUUUUUGUUUAUUUAGAAUAUACAGUUAUACAACUGUUAACAGAUAAAGUUGUACCUUAUUCACAUUAAAUAACAAGGUCACGUGAUAUAUCAAUGAAGUAGUAUAUGUUCUUAAUUAUAAAACUUUAUAUUUGUCACAUGAAUAAAUAUUUUCAACAGUA
Saccostrea echinata is the source of this 2210-nucleotide messenger RNA. Its product is annotated as hemicentin-2-like. The transcript has 7 exons. Gene Ontology annotation, biological process: synapse organization. Bases 289 to 1218 code for a protein of 309 amino acids. Gene Ontology annotation, cellular component: neuron projection membrane. NCBI's taxonomy places the organism in Eukaryota, Metazoa, Mollusca, Bivalvia, Ostreida, Ostreidae. The record is from RefSeq and is a predicted model, not a curated record.